AUAUAAGGUUGAAGAGAGGAGCAUUCUGUUCCAACCCACAUUUGCCAAGUAAAUUACAGGUCAUUAGUUGGGCUUUUCACUAAAAUGGCUCUAACGGGUAAGCUAGAGACUGAAGUAGAGGUCAAAGUAGCCGCCGAUAAGGCCUAUGGCAUCUUUAGGAGCCAAACGCACCAACUUCCCAACAUCGCCUCUGACAUGAUACACAAAACUGAGAUUCAUGAAGGUGAUUGGGAGACUCCUGGCUCCAUCAAGUCCUGGAAUUAUACCAUAGAGGGUAAUGUUCUGAGUCUGAAGGAGACGAUAGAGAAAAUAGACGAGGAAAACAAGUCUAUCACCUAUAAAGUUGUGGAUGGAGAUGUAUUGAAGCUUUACAAGAGCAUGAAAGUCACCAUUCAGGUAACUGCUAAGAAUGAUGGAAGCAGCUUGAUGAAAGUUAUCAUAGAUUAUGAGAAGCUAAAGGAGGAUUCUCCUGAUCCACAUCCUUACUUGGAAUUUGCUGCCAAGGUCUUUAAGCAUAUCGAGACUCAUCUUCUCAAGGCCUAGCACAAAAUUAAUUAAUUAAUUAAUUAAUCAAUGUGCUUGCAUGGAUAUAUGUAGUAAUUGUAGUUGAGUUGAUAAUAGCCUACUUGUAUGUACUUGAAUAAGGAAAGCAUCCCUGCCAGGCUAUUAUAAUGUCACUUGAUCUAUGUGCAGUAAUGAUAAUCAUUAUAUUAUGUUUGUUUAAUAUA
Messenger RNA from Hevea brasiliensis (rubber tree), 728 nucleotides. RefSeq names its product MLP-like protein 28. NCBI's taxonomy places the organism in Eukaryota, Viridiplantae, Streptophyta, Magnoliopsida, Malpighiales, Euphorbiaceae. The record is from RefSeq and is a predicted model, not a curated record. The coding region runs from base 85 to 543 and encodes 152 amino acids. The transcript is spliced from 2 exons. Gene Ontology annotation, molecular function: signaling receptor activity; protein phosphatase inhibitor activity; abscisic acid binding. Gene Ontology annotation, biological process: defense response; abscisic acid-activated signaling pathway.